AUGGAUUGGAUAAUAUCAGAUGAGCUCGGCCUUACUGUUGGCCACCUAGUGGGGUGGGGGGCUGCUGGAGCAAUGAUUGUUGGGGGCAUAGCACCAUACAUUCCACAAUACAGACAAAUAAAAAAGACUCAAGAUGCAGAAGGGUUUUCUUUGUAUGUUUGUUUAACUCUCCUCAUAGCAAAUACCUUAAGGAUUCUAUUUUGGUUUGGAAAAAGAUAUGAAAUCCCACUUUUAAUCCAAAGCAUAGUAAUGAACAUAACAAUGUUUAUAAUGAUUCACCUUUGUGUAAAUGUGCGUAAGAAAAAUCAGAUCAUACGAUCUCGUGAGAGAAUAUUUACAGCUCAACCAGAUGAAACGGCUCGCUGGUUGGGCCAGCAGAGUGGCGUCACAGGUGGGGAGAAGCCUCGUCGCUUCUAUGAUAUGGACAGAAAAUAUUUUUGGGCCUGGACAGACUUCCAGAGUUAUGUAGACUGUAUGUUGGUCUUCUCGGUGCUCGGAGCAGCUAUAACAUAUCUGUUAAUAGAAGUCGCGCCGUUUGUUGAAUUUAUUGGAUUUCUUGCCCUAUUCACUGAGGCAAUGCUUGGUGCACCACAGAUAGCUAAAAAUUUUCAAACUAAAAGUACAGAAGGAAUGAGUGUUAGCAUGGUUAUCAUGUGGACAUGUGGUGAUAUCUUUAAGACUGUUUACUUUGUAAUAAGAGAAGCCCCUACACAAUUUUGGGUAUGCGGCAGCCUUCAAGUUAGCUUGGAUGUUGUAAUUUUAUUACAGGUCUGGUGGUAUCGCCAUAAUACCGCUGCAGCACGUCGCCUCCGCCGUGGAGACUAG
Molecule: messenger RNA, 825 nt
Organism: Leptosia nina
Lineage: Eukaryota; Metazoa; Arthropoda; Insecta; Lepidoptera; Pieridae
Source: the annotation of a GenBank genome assembly